Salvelinus fontinalis (brook trout) is the source of this 4444-nucleotide messenger RNA. RefSeq names its product cytoplasmic protein NCK2-like. The transcript has 4 exons. The record is from RefSeq and is a predicted model, not a curated record. Gene Ontology annotation, biological process: positive regulation of endoplasmic reticulum stress-induced intrinsic apoptotic signaling pathway; negative regulation of PERK-mediated unfolded protein response; negative regulation of endoplasmic reticulum stress-induced eIF2 alpha phosphorylation. Gene Ontology annotation, molecular function: protein binding. NCBI's taxonomy places the organism in Eukaryota, Metazoa, Chordata, Actinopteri, Salmoniformes, Salmonidae. Bases 1950 to 3182 code for a protein of 410 amino acids.
AGCCAUUAAAUGGAGAAGAAUAAGUAUGGAAAGAAUGAACAGAGAGCGAGAAUAGAAGAGUAGCAGAGGAGAGAAAGGAGUAUUUCAGAGGGGGGGACCAGUCGCAGUCUGACCAGUCUGAUAUAGGACCAAGUGGACCCAUGGAAACUCACUAAACAAUGUCUCUCCCACUCAUUGGAGGGAAAGAAAUGACAGAAAAUGAGUGAUGUGAGAAAUUGCUUGAAAACCGGGAGUGAAUGGAGGAAAGAAGUAGGGGGAGGACAGCGAUAAAGGGAGCAAUCCACCAUUUCUGUAGUCAGCCGUUUAAUGAAGAUGGGCAUAAGUGUGAAAGCGCUGUCCAAACACUGUCCAAGGCCGCUGACAAAAAUGUGGGUGGACAGAAGAACCCAUGCUACUAUUUUCUCUGUGCAGAGGAGAAAGAUGGAGUGGGGAGUGAUACUGUCAGAAAAUAAUCACGUCGCUGCUUUCUGAAGCACUGAGUGGGAAAGCGUUCACAGAAAGUAGACUAUAUCCUGAUUUAGAAACUGAACACUGUACAGAAAAUCUAGCAAAUGUAUUAGUUUAGCUUUUGAUGUGUAACUUUUGUAGAGAUGAUAAGGAAGAGAAGGGAAUCUGGCUAUUUCAGUCUUACACUUACAAUCUCAAUCCAAUCCACUUUGCCAAACAGGGUUGUGUCAGUGAUAUGGUUUAAUCAGAGUUGCUUUGAUCAGGACUUGCAAGAGCUUCGUUUGAUAAGUCCUCCUGUAUGAUAUCACCAUGAAGUGGCUGGCUAAGUGACUGCAAGCGUGGGUCUCGUUCUGUGGUCAGAGCGUUCUGUCAGUAGCUUAUCUCCUGAGGGUUUAUUUUGAGUAGGCAGUUGAAAGGACGGCAUGAUGUCGUCUGCCUUCUGGACCUCCCUGAGCCAUUCGGUCUGACAUUUUUCACUCUGUCCUCUUUGAUGACAUCAAACAUGAUAGUAAUUUUCCACCGCUCAAACUGAAGAGGAGCAAAUACCAACCCUGUCAGAGAGAUGGGCCUAGCCAACUGCAUUGCAUACCAGGGCAGGUGUGGAAACAAUGGUCUGGCAUGACAGUGGCACUGGGCUCAAUAUAAAACGGGUCAUUAACAUUGACAGUGUUCCAAUUCAUUUGGCCCCGAUGACGAGGGCUUUGACCUAUUUUCAGCAGCCAUUCACAACCAGCCAAAGCAGUCGGUUGUGGGUGCCUGUAUUAGGCAUUUUCAGAUCACAGUGAACCGAUUGGUCUAUGCGAGUACCAGGAGCCGUUUCCGUAUGCUUGUGUAUUUAUUCAGGAUGGUCCAAAUGGAUAUUAACCAGCUUCCUACUCUGAGAAACAACUCAAAGCAAACAGCAUCAAACAAAUGAGAGUACUGGGAAAAGAAGGGAAGGAGGGGAACAGUUUGUUCCAUUGGUUUUUCCUCUUACUGUGUUUUUGACCUGAAUGCCAAACAGAGAACUGUGCCAGUCUUUUUCUCUUUUUUAAAAAACUUUUCUUUUCUUUAAUCCUCUUUUACUAUCCCUUUCUCUUUGUGUUGUGCUGAAAAGGCCUGGGAGCUUUUUUCUUUCCCCCUCAAUGAGGAGCUGUGAAGUCCAGGCGGAAUUCAACUCAGCAUUCUGUCGCUCUUCUCUCCUUUUAACUCUCUCAAUAGAGGGAUGGGGGAGCAGAGACUCCCUCUCUUUCUCCUCUUUAUUCUCCCGCUACCUCCUUUUUUUAUUUUACAUUUGUUUACCUCAAUGUCUCCCUUUCUCGGUUUCUCCCCGAUUUAUCGCUUAAAGACAAAAUUCGACAAUAGCAGGCUGGCACACAUGGCAAUGCAGCUAAAGCUAGAUGGCUGUAGGGAAAGAGACUCAGUAAUUGAAUUAAGAGAGUUAUACACUACAGCUCUGCCUGGAGACCAGAAGUGUGAGCUGUAACACAUCUCGCACAGAACUGAGGGGGACUCCAUGAAAGAUGAUGGAGGAGGUGACAGUUGUAGCCAAGUGGGACUACACGGCCCAGCAGGACCAGGAACUUGACAUCCGGAAGAAUGAGCGGCUCACCCUGCUGGACGACAGCAAGACGUGGUGGAGGGUGAGGAACGCCUCCAACCAGACAGGCUACGUCCCCUCUAACUACGUGGAGCGCAAGAACAGCCUGGUGAAGAAGGCAUCGCUGGUCAAGAACCUCAAAGACACACUGGGACUGGGUAAGGGCAGAAGGAAGCAGAGUGCCCGUGAUGCUUCUCCCACGCCCAGCACGGAUGCAGAGUACCCCUCCAAUGGGAGUGGAGGAGGAGGCGGUGCCGAACGCAUCUACGACCUCACCAUCCUGGCUGUUGUCAAGUUCUCGUACAUGGCGGAGCGCGAGGAUGAGCUGACCCUAGCCAAGGGGUCCCGGGUCACGGUGAUGGAGAAGUGCAGUGACGGCUGGUGGCGGGGCAGCCAGGGAGGUCGUGUGGGCUGGUUCCCCUCCAACUACGUCCUGGAGGACCCCGCAGAGAGAGAGGGUGAGGGGGGUGGAGGAGGAAGGGACUCUCCAGGUUAUCCAGGGCAGGGCAGGGGGGCCACGAUGACCAACGGGCGGGCGGGAGGGGGUGGCGGCCGGGAUGGAGAGGGAGGUGAUGUACUCCAUCUGGUCCAGACUAUUUACCCGUUCAGCUCAGUGACGGAGGAAGAGCUGAACUUUGAGAAGGGAGAGGUGAUGGAGGUUGUGGAGAAACCAGAGAAUGACCCAGAGUGGUGGCGCUGCAGGAACGCCCAAGGCCUGGUGGGCCUAGUGCCUAAGAACUAUGUGCUGGUGCUGAAUGAUGCUGACAGGCCUCCUGGGCUCCCCGCCCUGCCGCAGUCGCCCCCUGGCUCCCCACAGAUCCGCUACGUGGGGCCGGCGAUCGUGGGCAAGUUUGCAGGCAGGGACUGGUACUACGGAGGGGUGACCAGACACCAGGCAGAGCUGGUCCUCAACGAGAGGGGAAAGGAGGGGGACUUCCUCAUACGGGACAGCGAGUCAUCGCCCAGUGAUUUCUCUGUGUCUCUGAAGGCGCCUGGGAAGAACAAGCACUUCAAGGUGCAGUGUUCAGAGGAGGUCUACUGUAUCGGCCAGCGCAAGUUCAGCUCCAUUGAUGAACUGGUGGAACACUACAAGAAAGCCCCCAUCUUCACCAGCCAACACGGAGACAAGCUCUACCUGGUCAAACCGCUGCUGUGACACACAUACAUAAACACAUAUACACACACAGGCACUCAGACAUGCAAAUACACACACAUACGCACUCCACCAAAUGCCCAUAUCCCAGCAAUCCUCAACAUGCUGAACUUGGGGAGAUAACUUAAGUCUGUUUUAGGCUCGUCACAUAGCUGGUCUUGGUUCUGUUUACUUUCUUUGCUUUUGGGUUUUCUCUGUUUGUUUGUUAAAACCCUCUCCAGAGGUUCCGAUGAUUUCUAAAGGAAAUAAUGACUUCACUAAGUGACCAUUGUAAACACCCUCUUUUGCCUUUUCUCCUCUUCUCUGCCUUCAUCCUCCUCAGAACUGUAGUCAUUUUCUUCCACCUCUGCCUCCUCUUCAUCCCUCUAUCAUCGAGGAGAAGUAGGAGAGAGCGAGAAUUUAAAAGAAUGGAGAGUUUGAAUGUCUGUCAAUGUACAACACUUACUGUAUUGCUCUUCUAUUCGCUCCAGCUCUACACUACACUUACGGCACAUUUCCAGUCAGGAUUCACCAGUGUUUUACACACAAGGCUCAGACUUUUCUGUUUCCCUCUACUCAGGCCGGCACCCGUGCCCCACUGGGCCAUGGCUCCGGCGGACCUGUUCUCAUUUGGGGCCAAUAACAGGCCACAGGUACUUUUCAGCUGGCAUUUACAUAAAUGGCUAACUGAACUUUAACACCUUCUCACAAAGCAACUGUUUUGAUUAUGCAGAAGUUGUUUAUUCUGUUCUUCACAAAUCUUCAUUGUCAGCCCUAGCUAUGGAAACAUCAUUUCCCUAGUAUAGCAUUAGGCUGUAUACACAAUCUAGUGUAACGCUGGUGUUACAGUCCAAAAGCAGCAUUACUGUUUUGCUAGUCUAUUGGCUCCAGCUCUACAUUACACUUACUGUUCUGAUGUUCUAUUGGCUCCAGCUCUACACUACUUCUAUUUGAUUUUCUCCAGCUCUACACUACACGUACUGUGCUCACUCACUCACUCAUUCCCCGGCCCUAGUGCUGUUUUUCAAUGAAGAUCCGGGCUUCAGGCGUUUUACUCUCAAAGUUAUAUACAGUGCAUUCAGAAAGUAUUCAGACCCCUUGAAUUUUCCACAUUUUGUUACAUUACAGUCUUAUUCUAAAAUGUAUAAAAUUAUUUUCCUCCCUCAUCAAUCUACACACAAUACCCCCAUAAUGACAAAGCAAAAACAGGCUUGUAGACAUUUUUGUAAAUGUAUUAAAUAUAAAAAACUGAAAACUGAAAUCAAGUAUUCAGUUUGUUGAAGCAC